This is a messenger RNA of Lytechinus pictus (painted urchin), 897 nucleotides long. RefSeq names its product hemicentin-1-like. The record is from RefSeq and is a predicted model, not a curated record. Bases 1 to 897 code for a protein of 298 amino acids. The transcript is spliced from 4 exons. NCBI's taxonomy places the organism in Eukaryota, Metazoa, Echinodermata, Echinoidea, Temnopleuroida, Toxopneustidae.
AUGAACGAACGUCAUACAGAGAUGAUGGUCAUGGUCAAAGGGCCAUCGGAUCCUCCAAUCAUUGAUGGAACGCAAAACUUGCAGGACGGUGUAUUAUCUAACGUAACUUGUACAUCAAACAAUGGUUACCCAGAACCAACCUUCCAGUGGUAUAUUGGAGCAAAGAACGUCACCACCAACUCAACAACACAAUCCUCCUUGAAUACAUAUCGAUUUGAUGCCGGAAGUGUCCUCAAACUCUCCCCUACAAAAGAUGAUCAUGGGAAACAUAUAGUCUGCCAGGUCUCUCAAGCGAAUGUGAAGUCACAGAGUGUUAAUGAUGUUCUCUUUGUCCUUUAUCCUCCCGUGAUUGUGUACUACUCUAUUCGUCGAGUAUUCAAUAUGCAAAACAGCGUCGAUGCCAUUCUUACAUGUAGAUCAGAUAGUAGACCAAAAGCCUCAAUAACCUGGUUCUUGAAUGGUACUGAACUCAACAACAUUCCACCAUCUGAGCUAUUUGUGUCUGUUACCCAAUCGGACCGGCAAUACUUGGACAACGCCAAUAUAAACGUAACUGCUGGAGAUCCAUACAGCAUCACAUGUGAAGCAGAUCGGGCAAGGCCUCCUGCAGUACUGGACUGGCUAUUAUCAGAGGACGUGGCCGUUGUUCAUCAGGAUCAAUCUGAUGUCAUUCAAGAUGGAUCUUACAUCUCCCAGAAAGCUGUGACAAUCAUGCCCUCCAUGAAUGACCAAGGAAAGAUUCUUAACUGCACCGCGUCACAUCCAGAACUAGGAAACAACCUUCAUUGUUCAAUUCAUCUGAAUGUCAAUCAUUUGCUUUUAAAAGAUCCUCUCCAACUUCGAAGAGUCAAAGUUAGUAAAUUUUGUGCUUGGAACAACUCAACUUGUUCAUCGUAA